This is a messenger RNA of Aureobasidium vineae, 2520 nucleotides long. NCBI's taxonomy places the organism in Eukaryota, Fungi, Ascomycota, Dothideomycetes, Dothideales, Saccotheciaceae. The record is from the annotation of a GenBank genome assembly.
AUGCAUCGACUUAACAACGCCAAAUGCGAACUCAUGGUCAAUCACAUCUGGUCUCAGCAGGCACAGAAUCUUUGGUUCACUGGAGACGAAGACGAGGGUGUGGUCAUCAAGGCAGGACGCGACCAGUACGUGUGUUGCCCUCCAGACUUGCGAAGACCUGAUGGCUUCUUUGAAGCAAUUCAGGCCUUGAACGUCAAGGUAAGUUCCUAUCAGUCCGUUUCAUCUAUACACGAGACUAAGCGAUUAUCANNGAGCGCCAUGACGGUAAACACACGCGUAAUCAAGAUUCUCGUUCAAGACAGCGAUCAGAGCUCUAUUCCCAUCGGCGACGAUCUUCGUAUCCAGGUUCUCCCUGAUAUCUCGUAUCUGAGUCGCUGCGCAAAGCAUCAAUUUGCUGCUUUUAUUGCCGACAGAGGCAUAUUGGUAGUGUGGGACGACAAGGCAGAGAACCUUAUUGACCGCGUCGCAAAGAUCGAAAAGGGCCUCAUGCAACUGAUCUGGUCCAUUCGCGCCGAAGAGAAUUACUCGGAGAAGGAGAAGAACGAUAGGGUGUCUGUUCACGAAACGGACAUCACUGCGAGCGAAGAGGAUCUGACAGAGAAACCCCGUCGCAUAGUGCUACUCCACUCGAUCACGACCGCGGUCACUCUCUGUCUGAUCAUCGUUACUCUCGGCGCCGGCUAUAGAAAAAUCGUUCAGGAGAUUGCUCUGGAUAAAAGCUACAUCCGUUUGGCAUUGAUCGCGGUUGCCCCAGUCACCAUAUGGGUCUCAUUUUUCUUCUUCCAGGCUCUCGUUGGCAACAUAUUCCAGAUCUUCGGCCCAAUCAGUCAGGUGCAGAGCAACACCAAGUACUAUUCUGGGCUACCACCAAAGCGACUGCCAACUGGUUCUUCAUUGCCCCACGUCACAAUCCAAUGCCCGGUCUACAAAGAGGGCCUGCAGUCUGUCAUCGCCCCAACGGUGUUUUCGAUCAAAGCUGCCAUCUCGACGUAUGAGAUGCAAGGCGGGACCGCAAACAUCUUCAUCAACGAUGAUGGCAUGCAGUUACUGUCCCGUGAAGAAUCUCAAGCUCGUAUGGACUUUUACGAAGAACAUAGUAUCGGAUGGGUGGCUCGACCUCGUCAUGAUCCGAAAGGAGAGCACAAUGAGGUUCCAUUCAUUCGUCGCGGUAAAUUCAAGAAGGCUUCGAACAUGAAUUAUGCUCUGUGGGUCAGUAACCGUAUCGAGGAAAAGAUGAUUGACCCAAGCCCGAGACCAGAAUACUGGACUCAACAGGAUGAAGCUGGCCUGUACGCCCAAGCGCUCGAGGAAAUCAUUGAAGAAGACGAGAACCGUACCUGGGCCGACGGCAAUGUUCGCAUGGGCGACUUCAUCCUCCUCAUCGAUUCUGACACGCGAGUACCAACUGAUUGCCUGCUCGACGCAGUCAGCGAAAUGACGCACUCACCACAAGUGGCCAUCAUCCAAUAUUCUUCCGGAGUCAUGAACGUGACGGAUAAUUUCUUCGAGAAUGGCAUCACGUUCUUCACGAACAUGGUGUAUACACAGAUCAAAUACGCGAUCGCAAACGGUGAUGUUGCGCCAUUCGUCGGACACAAUGCCAUCCUCCGCUGGUCUGCAGUACAAGAUAUUGCGUACGACUGUGCAGACGAUGAUCGCGAGAAAUACUGGUCCGAAUCCACUGUAUCUGAAGACUUUGACAUGGCUCUACGCUUGCAGUCCGAGGGCUAUCUCGUGCGAUUUGGCGCUUAUACAGGAGACGGGUUCAAAGAAGGUGUUUCGCUCACCGUGUACGACGAGCUGGCUCGCUGGGAAAAGUAUGCCUUUGGCUGCAGCGAGCUAUUGUUUCAUCCAUUACGUUUUUGGAUAUUCAGAGGACCCUUUACGAAACUGUUCCGCGAUUUCAUCUGCUCGGGGAUGCCACUACCAUCGAAGCUUACCAUCUUGUCGUACAUCGGGACCUACUACGCCAUUGGCUGUGCAUGGCUCCUCACCCUACUCAACUACUUUAUCGUCGGCUGGUACAAUACCGUCCUCGAUAAGUACUAUCUCAACUCCUUUCAAGUUUAUCUGUCCAUCAUUGUGGUAUUUACAGGACUUGGAAACGUCGCUCUCGCCGUCCUCCGCUACCGCAUCGGCGAACAAUCUCUGCUCCGCUCACUGCUCACAAACUUCAUGUGGAUCCCACUAAUGACAGUCUUCCUCGGCGGCUUGUCUUUACACGUAUCUCAGGCCUUACUCUCCCAUCUCGUGGGUAUCGAUAUGAACUGGGGCGCCACAUCCAAAGAAGCUGAGAACACUACCUUUUUCAACGAAGUCCCCAAAGUCAUCAAGAAGUUUGGCUUUACGUUUUUGUUUUGCAUUACUGCGGCAAUUGCUAUGGUGGUGCUUGCUUGUGUGGUUCCUUAUAACUGGAGGAUUGAUCAGUUNUUUGCGAUUUAUCCGCUUGCUACUGUGGUGGUUAGUCAUUUUUUGUUGCCGAUUGCGCUUAAUCCUAGUUUGAUGCUGUUUACGUGGUAG